CGGAGUGUAAGAAAGGAUUCAAAACGAUCAAACAGCUCAGAAAUCACAAGGCGAUCCACCAGAAAACCAAGAAGCCGCCGCCAAAGUCCGAACUGACGUGCGAGCACUGUUGCCGGGGCUUCUCCACCAAGCACAUGUUGCACCAACACAUCGCCAACGUGCACGUCGGCGUGCGGCCGUACACUUGCGACGUCUGCGGGUACUCGACCGCCUUGGCCAGUUCGCUGAAACUCCACCAGCGGUUGCACACCGGCGAGAAGCCGUUCGCGUGCGACGAGUGCAGCUUCCGGACCGCCGACCACAACACCCUGCACAAGCACAAGAUGCGGCACACCGGCCGGAAGAACUACACUUGCCCGUGGUGCGACUACUCGUGCAUACAGGCCUCGGCGUACAAGAAGCACCUCAAGUCCAAACACCCGGGAAUGGACGACGGUAUCGUAUAUAGCUGUAACAUGUGCAAUUUCAAGACCAUUCGUAGAGAUGUGUAUAUGAUGCACAAUGUCAAACACAAGGAAGAAACUAUGCACAUUAACCCCAUGAGUGUUCAAACAAUCGACUUGGAUGAGGUGCUCGAUGAAAAAGAAAAAUUACAGUCCGAAAUUGUUGAACAACCUUACUAUCCCUUCAACACUAUCAGAGUUAAACCGAUAAACACUAUAAACGAGACCGUGGAAGACACUAUAUAAAGAUUAGGUUCAUCUUCUUUUUAAUGGCCUUCUAAUCUUUAGUAAAAAAUCUUUCAGUUGACAACUGAUUUCAACACCAAUAGUACUAUGUCGAAGAAUAAUGUGUGCAGAGGAUUUGUCACAACAUUGUACCAUCAGAGCAGUUCAAAACUAUUGUUGUUUGAGCAACCUCUAACUGUUGUUAGAAAAAUUGCCUGACGUUCUGACAAUAGUUUGAUUUUAUCAGUAUGUAUUUUGGAAUAAAAAUAAAUACCUUUUAAUUUUAAAA
This is a messenger RNA of Myzus persicae (green peach aphid), 957 nucleotides long. RefSeq names its product zinc finger protein 271-like. Gene Ontology annotation, molecular function: DNA-binding transcription factor activity, RNA polymerase II-specific; RNA polymerase II transcription regulatory region sequence-specific DNA binding. NCBI's taxonomy places the organism in Eukaryota, Metazoa, Arthropoda, Insecta, Hemiptera, Aphididae. The coding region runs from base 135 to 689 and encodes 184 amino acids. Gene Ontology annotation, cellular component: nucleus. The transcript is spliced from 4 exons. The record is from RefSeq and is a predicted model, not a curated record. Gene Ontology annotation, biological process: regulation of transcription by RNA polymerase II.